This is a messenger RNA of Rosa rugosa (rugosa rose), 3231 nucleotides long. RefSeq names its product protein PSK SIMULATOR 1. The transcript has a single exon. Gene Ontology annotation, biological process: positive regulation of growth. NCBI's taxonomy places the organism in Eukaryota, Viridiplantae, Streptophyta, Magnoliopsida, Rosales, Rosaceae. The coding region runs from base 509 to 2293 and encodes 594 amino acids. The record is from RefSeq and is a predicted model, not a curated record.
ACCUGACCUCAUCACUCAGCAGAGAGCAGAGAGCAGAGAGCAGAGAGCGAGAGAGAGUCAGACCAAGCCAUUUUAAAUUUCCAGAAAAACAAAAAGAAACAAAUACAAAUUCAAACACCAAAAAAAUGCAGAGAGAGUCAGACCACUUUUGAAAACAUUUUGAAAAAGCUUUCACAGUACUUAAAUACCAAGCCAAGUACCAGUUGUAAGCAGAAAAGAAAAAAACAUGAACAGCUGUGUGCUUCAAAGCAGUGAUUGAUUCCCCCACUCUCACCCAAAACACAAAAAAGAAACCAUCUUUUCCCCUCCAAUCAAUUAAGCAUUCUCACCUCUCAAAUACCCAAAUCCCAACACUUUUGAAAUUCCUCACUGUUUCACUUUCCUUGGGCACAAUCUGAGGCUUUCAAUCAGUAACCAGAGCAAAAGGGUGUCACUUAGUUUUCACAUAUGCGAUUGGGAUUGAGUUUCUAGCUCGGACCCAGAAUCUGGGAGCUUUCAGAUCUUAGCAAUGGUUGCAGAGCUUUGGAUAUUGAAGAUGGGUAACCAGGUAAGCUCGAAUCUAAAGCAUGCUCUUUUACUUCAGCAUUCAAAGAAAUCAAACCCAAAAGCCACACCCAAUAACUCCAACACCAAAACCCAGAAGCAGACUAUAGGGAUUCUUUCAUUUGAGGUAGCUAAUGUUAUGUCCAAGACUGUUUAUUUACACAAGUCCCUCACAGACUCUGAGAUCUCUAAGCUUAAAGUUGAGAUCUUGAAGUCUGAGGGGGUCCAGAGGUUGGUCUCUUCUGAUGAGGCCUAUCUUCUUGAGCUUGCUUUGGCUGAGAAGCUUGAGGACCUGAACCGGGUCGCUGCGGUGGUGGCCCGGCUCGGCAAGAGGUGUGUUGAGCCGGCUCUGCAGGGUUUUGAGCAUGUUUAUGGUGACCUUGUUAAUGGGGUUAUUGAAGUUAGGGAGUUGGGGUUUUUGGUGAAGGAUAUGGAGGGGAUGAUUAGGAAGUUGGAGAGGUAUGUGAAUGCCACCUCCAAUUUGUAUAGUGAAUUGGAGGUGUUGAAUGAGUUGGAGCAAGCCACCAAGAAGUUUCAGAACAACCAACAUGAGGAGAGCAAGAGGGCUUUUGAGCAGAAGCUGAUUUGGCAGAAGCAAGAUGUGAGGCAUCUCAAGGACAUUUCACUUUGGAACCAGACUUAUGAUAAGGUUGUGGAGUUGUUGGCAAGGACGGUGUGUACCAUUUAUGCUACGAUUCGUGGGGUUUUCGGAGACUCUGGUUUGAGCAGGGACCAUGGAGGGUCAAUUGGUGGAGGUUCGCCUCCUCCUGUGUCUGGUCAGAUUGAUGCGAGGAGGGUUUCCCAGGAGCCAUUGAAGAGGGUUCUUAGCAAGAAAAAAGGGUUUCAUUCGGGGCCAUUUGAGAAAGCUGUGGUGGUGAAAAAGGGGUCAAGUUUUAAGCCUCAGUUUGAUUCAAGGAGAGGAGGUGAAUUGGCGUUGUUUCGGGCAGAGGAUUUCAACUUUCCCUGCGGAACUAGCCCAGGGAGGCUUUUCAUGGACUGCCUAGUAAGCAGUUCGGUUGUUGAUGAUGAUGAUGUUGACAGUGCUGGUGGAUAUGAGGAGCGGAGUAGCCAAACUUCAAGUUGUGGCUUGGCAAAUGGUGGUUUGAGGAGAGAUUACCCCAACCAUUCAGGUUGUUUUAGUAGAGUGCAAAUGGUUAUGCAAUCAAACUCCGGUGGAAUGAAUGGUGCCCCGUUUGGUCCCAAGAGUAGGCUGAUGGUUUAUGCUCCACCUUCUACUGUGGGAGGCUCUGCUCUAGCUUUGCAUUAUGCAAAUGUCAUAAUUGUGGUAGAGAAGUUGCUUCGCUACCCUUAUCUAGUGGGUGAGGAAGCCAGGGACGAUUUGUAUCAUAUGUUGCCAACGAGUUUAAGACUGUCUCUCAGGACUAAUCUCAAGUCCUAUGUCAAGAAUUUGGCUAUAUAUGAUGCACCUCUUGCUCAUGAUUGGAAGGAGACUCUUGAUGGGAUAUUGAGGUGGCUUGCCCCACUGGCACAUAACAUGAUCAGAUGGCAAAGUGAGCGUAAUUUUGAGCAACAGCAAAUUGUUACACGAACGCAUGUUCUUCUGCUUCAGACAUUGUAUUUUGCUGAUCGAAAGAAAACAGAGGCAGCAAUUUGUCAGCUUCUUGUUGGGUUGAAUUAUAUAUGCCGUUAUGAGCAUCAGCAGAAUGCAUUAUUGGAUUGUGCAAGUAGUUUUGAUUUUGAAGACUGCAUGGAGUGGCAAAUGCAAUGUGGAGCUUCUUUUGUUGAUUGACUACUUUACUGAAUUUGAGAUCCUCAAGAUGGUGAUAGAGACUUCUUCUUGUUCACCAUCACUUAGACGAACACUUAGGUGGUAGUACAACAGAUUGUGAAUAUCUCAGCUUUUCACACUGAAAGCUUAUAUUGUUGAAGACUUGAUUAAUGUAUUUAAUUCCAAGGUAUGUGAAGCUUUGACUGAAGUAUAUAAUUUUGAUUAUUUGAGGGAAAAAAAAAAGUUUCUUUUUUUUUUUUGGUGGAAAUCUAUUAUAUGUUGAAGUAAAGUAGUUCUUUUCUAUUGAAGUCUAUAUGCCUUUUCAAUUUUAUGUUUAUUGCAGAGAAGGUUAAUGUUAUUUGCUAAUGCUAAUGUUAAUGUCUCCUUAACUAAUGACACUGCACUCUGGUCACAACUGUUUGUUUACAAUCAAAUACUGAAUUCUGAACUGAUGUUGUUGCCAAUAAAUAUAUACAGAGAGACACAAACAUAUCCUCACAUAAUAUACUGGUCGUAUUUUCUUUUGGUUAUCUAGAUUAUGUGCAAGUUCUAGAUGCAUGCGAAUAAUUGUGAGCUGAAACUACUUCUCUGGAUACACUUUUUGGAGAUAGGAAAUGGGAACUUUCAAAUCCAAAGCGAUGUAUCAUGUGCAUAAGUCUUUUGGAAGGAUUUAGGGAGUCUUCUGAUUGUGCUUAGUUGCAUUCCAAAGAAACAUUGAAGAGAACAUGGGAAUGGGUUUGAAACACUCAUAAGGUUCAAGUUUCUCUUGCACUUUAAUAUCAUUAUUAUCACUGUCCAACCUAUAAUACCUCAGUAAGCAUAAGAAUUACUUUGAAGCAUUGUGUCUUAUGUUAUCUGUGCUGUUUUACAUCUGCUCUAAGCAGGUCAUUUCAUGCUGUCUGAUGAAAGGCUCUCCUGGAAUUUAAUUAGAUAAACUAAAAUUUUUUUGGCUCCUCUUA